Homalodisca vitripennis (glassy-winged sharpshooter) is the source of this 3612-nucleotide messenger RNA. Its product is annotated as replication factor C subunit 1-like. Gene Ontology annotation, cellular component: nucleus; DNA replication factor C complex. Gene Ontology annotation, molecular function: DNA binding; ATP hydrolysis activity; DNA clamp loader activity. Gene Ontology annotation, biological process: DNA replication; DNA repair. The record is from RefSeq and is a predicted model, not a curated record. Lineage: Eukaryota; Metazoa; Arthropoda; Insecta; Hemiptera; Cicadellidae. The transcript has 15 exons. The coding region runs from base 562 to 3306 and encodes 914 amino acids.
CGUAGUUUCAAAAGGGGUGAUCUUUUUUGCAUCGAUGCUGCAUUCUUGCUCAGUUAUACUAUACAGAUACGAGUCCAAAGUAGCGGGUAACAGUCAGUUCUUAAUGUAAAAAUCUUGGUUGUAUUUCUUAACUUAAUAAAAAAAAAACACAUUUGUGAGAAUUUAAUAAUUUUUAAAUGGUAAAAAGUGUUGUGUGUUAGAUACAACAGAAUGGAGUAGUAUACAUUCCCAUGCAAUGCUAUAUUUGAAUAAUAUAGUUUUGCUUCGUUUUUGGUUUUGAAUAGGCAUAAAGAGCAAAUUUUGGUUUUUGGCGCCAAGGCUCUAAGCUUAGUUGUGUGGUGUUACAAAACAUUCAGACAUAACCUCAACAUUAUUAUAAUAGUAUAAUUUGUGAAUUGCUGAAACUUUGGAAGACAACAAAGAAAUAAGUUGACAUUAUUGGCGUAGUUUUGGUUAGUUAAAUUUCGAUCAAAUUUAAGAGCAUUUAUUCUUGAAAUAGAGCUCUUAAUCUUGUGUUUCAUAACUGUGAUAUCGUGUGUUUUGUACAGUAAAACUGUCAUUAUGUCAAGGGAUAUCAGAUCAUUUUUUAGUGUGAAAAAAUCUUCUGGAAAUGAAAAGACACAAGAUGUUGUGAAAAAGCCAAGCCAGAGAAAAAGAGUAGUUGUGAUUGAUUCUGAUUCUGAUGAGGAAACUAACAGAAAAUCAUCUAAGCGCAGCAAGACUUCUGUGGCUGUUGAAAACCCUAAAGAAAUUAAAAAGGAAGAAGAUUCUAAAACCAAAUCAAAAUAUUUUGAGCCGGAAAAAGUUAACGCAAGUGAUAUUUUUAGCUCCAAGCCAAUAAAAAGGGACAAUGCCCGCAAUAUAAUUAAGAAAGCUGUUCCCAAGGAGGAUAAGGAAUUCCAUAUUGAUAAAGAUUUGGAAUCAGAAUUGUUGAAUCUUGAUGCCGUUGGACUUGACAUACUGGACAAAAGUACGACUGAUUCUCACAUAAUCAGUGAAACAGAUCAGGAUAAUAGUAAUUCAAUCAGUUUAAAAUCAACCGAUGAAUUAAAUUCAGUAACAAAUAAACAGAGUCCUGAUCUUGAAAAAUCCACACGUGCAGAGAAACAAAUAGAUAAAACUGAAUGUGAUGAUAUACCAAGGAAAAAGCUUAAAACAAAGGGGGAUACAUUUUUGUCUGAAAGUAUUAAUACAUUUAAUAAAGUUAAAACUAGUCCUGUGAAAACACCAGAAACUAAUAACAAAUAUAAGUCUCUUAGUAAACUAUCUCUAAAAUCGCCAAAGAAAUCACCAUCAGAAAAUUCUUUAUUUAAGAAAUCUCCUUCAAAGAAGACAUUAACCUCGAGUACCAUUCCAAAGACAUCACCGUUUAAAAAAAGUUCGUCUUUAGAUAAGCCUAUCCACAAAAAUCAAAAUGAUAAAAAGGAGUUGAAGAAAGACUCAGAAAGUAAUAAAGCUAUUUGCUCAGAACCUGCAGUAAAAAGUAAAGAUGCAAAAGAAAAGCAGCAUUCUACCAAACACAAUGAAAAAGCCUUUUCAAAAACGUCACAAAAAGAUACAAAUACAUUGUCGAAGGAGAAAUCUGUAACAUCUGACAUGAAAUUAGAAGAAGUUAGUAAAUUGUCAAGUGCUCUUAGUAAUCUGUGGGUAGAGAAAUACAAGCCAAUUACAACGAAGCAAAUCAUCGGCCAGCAGGGAGACAAAAGUUGUGUCAAUAAACUGACGACUUGGCUUAGAAACUGGCACCAUAACCAUUCAGGACAAAAGAAGUUGGUAAAGCCUGGUCCUUGGGUAAAGAAUGAUGAUGGAGCGUAUUUUAAAGCUGCUUUACUGUCAGGUCCACCUGGUGUGGGGAAGACAACUACGGCCCAUCUUGUUUCCAGAGAGUUGGGGUUCGAUGUGGUUGAGUUCAAUGCUUCAGACACUCGGUCGAAGAAACUGCUUCACCAAGAAGUAUCAGAGUUGUUGUCAACUAAUUCUUUGUCGCCAUUUUUCACAGGUAAAGGAGAUCAGGUAACCAAGAAGCAUGUGUUGCUGAUGGACGAGGUAGACGGUAUGGCUGGCAACGAAGACCGAGGAGGUGUACAAGAGCUGAUACAGUUGAUCAAGGGUGCACGAGUUCCUAUCAUUUGUAUGUGCAAUGAUCGCAACCAUCCCAAGAUACGCAGCCUCUCCAACUACUGCUUUGAUUUGCGGUUCUCUAAACCCAGAACUGAACAAAUCAAGGGUGCAAUGAUGUCUCUCUGUUAUAAGGAGAAAUUGAAGCUAACUCCAGAUGCUUUGACAGAAAUUAUAGCGAGUGCUAAUCAAGAUAUAAGAUUAAUAAUAAACCAUCUAUCCAUGCUUUCUAUGGAAAGUAGUGGUUUAGCAAAUAGUACAAAGCAUAUAAAGAUGGGGCCUUGGGAUGUUGUGAGGAAAAUUUUCUCAGAGGAAGAACACAAGUCAAUGUCUAUACAUGAUAAAUGUGAUUUAUUCUUCCAUGACUACAAUGUAACGCCUCUCUUUGUGCAAGAGAACUAUUUAAAUGCUGUCCCUCACAAACCGGAGGCGAAAAAUAAAAUUAAGAAAAUAGAGCUGUUUGCAUCAGCAGCGAGGAGUUUGAGCUUUGGUGACUUGGUAGAGAAAAAUAUUCGUUCUCAUAAUGCUUGGAGUCUUCUGCCAGUACAGGCAAUUUUUAGUUCAUUAGUUCCAGGGCAAGUUUUAGAGGGCCAUAUAGGGGCACAAAUUAAUUUUCCUGCAUGGUUUGGAAAAAAUUCCCGUCAGACGAAAAUGAGUCGUCUUCUACAAGAGCUGACUGUACACUCCAGACUCAAGAUAUCAGGAAACAAAGAAGCGAUGAAUCUGGACUACGUGGUGCCCCUGGAGAGGAGCAUAGUUUCACCACUGGUACGGGAUGGUUCAGCUGGUAUCCCCCAAGCACUGUCCAUCCUUAGCGAGUACAGUCUGGUCCGAGAGGACCUAGAGAGUCUGUCAGAAUUGUCCUCAUGGCCAAACACCAAGACUUUAUUUUCCGAAGUUGAAAGCAAGGUUAAAGCUGCAUUCACCAGAGCCUACAACAAAACCAGUGUUCCAACACCUUACGCCGCUGUACCAAUCAAGAAGGGCAGUAAGGCAGAUUUUGACAGUUUGGACACAGUUCCUGAGGAAGAAGAAGAUGUGCCGGAUGUGGAAGAGGAGGAAGAGGAUAGCCUGGAAGUUGAUUCAAUGAUAGUGGUUAAGAAGAAGACGUCAGCAAAAAAAGUUGACAGUGCCGGACCUUCUACCUCCAAAGGGAACAAGAAUUCCAAAAGAGGCAGGAAAAAAUAAGGUUUUUAAAUCUGAUAUUCAUAUUUAUUUUUGUGAUUGUAUUAUAUAUUUCAGAGCUUUUACAUGUUUAUUAAAUAUUUUACAUCACAUUGUACAUUUUCCUCACCUUCUCAUUUCAUUAUCAUAUUCACAUUCUCAUACCUUCUCAUUUACAUACUAAGUUGUUAAAUUGUCUAUAGUUUUUGUGUAAACUUUUUAUUUUAUAGUUUUUUUUCUGUUGGUAAAUAAUAGUUAUACACUGAUAUGUAAUAACAAACCCUCCACUUACUGUUGUAUAUUAACAAAUACAUAUUUUUUCACCAACUU